CCGUUAGAAGACAUGGUCGGAGCGUCAAAGGGGACGCGAUUGUUUGUGGUGUGCGUCAGCUUGGCCGGCGUUGUCACCAGCUGCUGCGUCACGGCGCUACUCGUGAUGUACUAUUUCGUGGACGCCGAGUGUGGAGAGUUGCCGGACUGGGACUAUCGUGGUGACCCCGCCAAACGCCAGAGCGCCUGCACCGGCGAGCCGUGCAAGGAGACCAAGUGCGAACCGGCCCCUGACAACACCAGCUGCGACGGAGUGGUUCGUUCCUUCGCCGAUGGGUGUCGCUGUUGCCCGGCAUGCGUCGCUGUACUCGGCUUGGACCAGGACUGCUCCAAUCGCAUCAGCGACCGUCGCGAUGCUCGGCAGUGUGGCAUGGGCCUUUACUGCAACAAACGCUACUGUACCUGCAAGAAGUACAUUAGGGCGCCUUGAUUUGUUCUAAUUAGCGCCACUCACUACGUGUCUACUGUUUUCAUUUCUUAAAUGUGCCUGCUGAAGAUUGCGCAUACAUCCGUUUUCAUCCUUGGAUAGUUUGAGACCAUAGCACUCGCUGACAUAAUAAACAGUUCUGAUUAUUGAGAAGGGGUAGGUGGAUUAUUUGUUUGCGUCACUGGGUAAAAUCAACUCCUGUUGUACGUAUUUCCAGCACGAUACGGCAUCAUUGCGCUACAUUACUGUAAGCUGCUCUCUUUCAUGUUAGACUUGAACCGGUUAUUUACUUACGCAUUCCUCCAGCUUUCCAGAUUACGAUUAUUUUCUAUGAAAUCAUGCCUACAUUUCACGUGAAUAUAGAAACUGGCAUGUCUCUACCAUUGUUAUUCAGGCUGUCUAUUUUUUUUUUUUUUUUUUUUUUGUGAUAUUUCCCAUUUUGUUGAAGUAUCGAUGCCCCGUGAUACAAUCUUCAUUGUGCAGGCUUGGUAGCAGUGCUGGUUAUCAUGAGUUGUCUCUCUGAUCUUUCAAAAUAUCUGCCAUAUACCAAUAACAUAUUUAUCAGAAAGUAGACUACGUUAGCACUAUGACAGCUCGUCUUAUUAGCAGGAAGCGUUUUAGUUGCAGUUUCACUUGCACCAUAUGCUUCGAUUUUUUAUACUUAUAAAUAUUUUUUAUAUCUCAUGCAGCGUAUAGCAAAGUUUGGUAUUUUCGGUGCACAUUAUUCGAAGAGACGAAACAAUAAAUUGCAAUGCCCUGUUAGCUAGGACAAAUUAUUCAUUCGUUGCCUUUUACAAUAACCACUCAAUAGUGUAUGCCGUCUCAUUGAGCAAUCAUAGCAGAGCACUAAUGAAGUCAUGUCUUCAUAGCUGAAAUACUAAGAUUAGCACCACAUUUAGCACCACUUUCAGGACAUCCGUACCCCAA
Dermacentor andersoni is the source of this 1353-nucleotide messenger RNA. RefSeq lists its product as uncharacterized. Lineage: Eukaryota; Metazoa; Arthropoda; Arachnida; Ixodida; Ixodidae. The record is from RefSeq and is a predicted model, not a curated record.